Guillardia theta CCMP2712 is the source of this 1155-nucleotide messenger RNA. RefSeq lists its product as hypothetical. Gene Ontology annotation, molecular function: methyltransferase activity. NCBI's taxonomy places the organism in Eukaryota, Cryptophyceae, Pyrenomonadales, Geminigeraceae. The transcript has 3 exons. Gene Ontology annotation, cellular component: mitochondrial large ribosomal subunit. Gene Ontology annotation, biological process: rRNA methylation. The record is from RefSeq and is a predicted model, not a curated record. The coding region runs from base 1 to 1155 and encodes 384 amino acids.
AUGAAAGCUCAAACGAAGCCGCAAAAGUCAGUGGCAGCAAAACAGCAGAACUCGAUGAGCGAGCUGGACAGAUACUUUGUGAAUGUGUAUGGGAGCAAGAGAUGGUCCGAGCUGAGAGAAGCGCUGGAAAAGCCUACCGAGCAUGUAGCCUGGAUCAACCCCUUCUGCGAUUUUCAAGAGCAGACAGCUAGCCGUCUUCUCGGAGAAGAGAAAAUCUUCGAUGCUUCAGUGUGGAAGCUGGUCAGGUACAGCGACAAAUUUUCUUUCAUGGUGCAGCGAGACGAUGUUCCAUCCGAUAUCAAGGUGAACAUGCCUCCUCCUGCGCCCAUCGGCUUGCGGCAGCUGCACAGCCACUACGUCCUCGACGGCGCCUCGCCGCUCCCCGCCAUUUCCCUGCGGGCGGCUCCAGGGAGUCGAGUCCUGGACAUCUGUGCAGCUCCAGGAGGAAAGUCUCUUGUGAUUGCAGGAGGGCUCUUCGAUGUUGAGACGUCAGGGGCUAAGAGUAUGCUGACGUCCAACGAUCGCUCGCAACCUCGUCGAGACCGUCUGUUGCAAGUGAUGCGGGAGUACAUUCCUGCCGAGCUGAAGUUUCAGGGCAUUCUCUCUGUCACUGGUGUUGACGCCACGUUGUGGGGCCGAAGUCCAGCAACGUGUGGAUGCUUUGACCGCAUUCUCGUCGAUGCUCCCUGCAGCAGCGAACGGCAUAUUGUGCAUGGCUCCAGUGGCAGCUCCUGGACACAUUCUAGAUUGAAACGGGACGCAAAGCUGCAGGGACAAAUACUGCAAUCCGCGAUCAGAGUUCUGAACCCUAACGGUGGUCGACUGGUCUACAGCACGUGCUCCAUCGCUCCAGAGGAAAACGACGAGGUGAUCUCGAAGAUCAUCAAUAAUUCUCGAUUGGCCAAGGGGCUGAAAAUUCUGGAUCCUCUGGUUGAACUACAACACGAGGCCCUUGGCGGUCUGUUACAAGGUGUGGAAAGAACCAAGUACGGUGCUAUUAUGCUGCCGGACAAGAGCAAAUAUGGGCCGUUGUACUGGUGCGUCAUGGAGAAAACCAUCAGCGGCGCUGCCGGCACAGCAUGGCUAGAAUCUGAGUCAGAUUCAGAUUCCGAGAACCAGUCAGGCGAGUCUUCCGAGGGUCAGGAAGAAACCUGA